AAUGUUGCCAAAGAACGUUUGUGUAUUAGCAAUUCUGAUCGUACUCUUUGUGGCUGUCUCUCAAGCAUCUAACAGACAUGAGAGCCCACUAACAUUCGGAACUCUUAAAAACCAGGCGUUAACGAUCAACAAUCCCUAUAAGUUCUGUACAUUAAAAACCUCGGUAAUGGCUUUCUUUGCAGGAACUCAGACUGAUCCAAACGGGCAAAGUUCCAAAUGAGUUUCAUAUUUUCCUGAGUUGCUUGAUGAAUGGGAUAAAAUUAAGAGUAAAUUAAGCACACAAUUGUUAGUGCCAACCCAUUUCUUCAACUUUUGGGCUGAUAUUACUUCCCUGAUUACGAGGUUCUCUUUAUGGCAGACAUAUUGAACCUUCAACACCAUGUAUGGAGCUCUGGAUCAUGUAUUCAGCUCAUUAGAAGGAGCAUUUACUGUUCUCUUAAAAUAUACAACCUACAGGGCAGAAGUUAAUGAAGAGCUGAGGAAGAUUCUUGACAACAACAAUAAGGAGAAAUGUCCAGAAAUGUUCCAUAGUGUAGGGAAAGCUUUCUCAUUACUUUUUGGGUUCAAUGUCCCUCAGGACGUUGUUUAAUUCAAUCAAAAUGCAUGCUUUUUUCAACCUCUAAUAAGGCUGAGAAGCAGCUUCAAUAAUUGCUUGUUAAAAUUG
Messenger RNA from Moneuplotes crassus, 664 nucleotides. The record is from the annotation of a GenBank genome assembly. Lineage: Eukaryota; Ciliophora; Spirotrichea; Euplotida; Euplotidae.